GGCCGCGCUGCCGCGCACACCCCCCUCCCGCCGGCCCCCGCGCUCGCCAACAUGGCGCUGGUGCUGGCGGCCGAGCGCGGCCGCUGCUGCCUGUGGGCGUUGCGGCGGCGGCAGUGGAGCCAAGUACAAAGAUUCGUGAAAUGGGCCUCAACAAUAGGAGGUCACAGCAUAGGGAAGAUUCUUAUUGCAAACCGAGGAGAAAUUGCAUGCAGAGUGAUGCGAACAGCGAAGAAAAUGGGUGUGAAGUCUGUAGCAGUUUAUAGUGAAGCAGACAGAAAUUCCAUGCAUGUAGCAAUGGCAGAUGAAGCGUACUGCAUUGGUCCAGCACCCUCGCAGCAGAGUUACUUGGCCAUGGAGAAAAUAAUGCAGGUGGCCAAGGUCUCAGCAGCACAGGCCAUUCAUCCAGGUUAUGGUUUCCUAUCAGAAAACACAGAGUUUGCAGAGUUGUGCAAGCAAGAGGGAAUCAUCUUCAUAGGUCCGCCUUCAUCUGCUAUCAGAGAUAUGGGUAUUAAGAGCACUUCCAAAGCUAUAAUGUCUGCUGCUGGCGUUCCUGUUGUUGAAGGUUAUCAUGGAGAAGAUCAAUCAGAUGAGUGUCUAAAGGGACAUGCCAAGAGAAUAGGAUAUCCAGUAAUGAUUAAAGCUGUUCGGGGAGGUGGAGGAAAGGGCAUGAGAAUUGCUCACUCAGAAAAGGAGUUUCUGGACCAACUAGAAUCAGCUAGGAGAGAAGCAAAGAAGUCUUUCAAUGAUGAUGCAAUGCUGAUUGAGAAAUUUGUAGAUAAUCCAAGGCAUGUUGAAGUCCAGGUAUUUGGUGACCAGCAUGGCAACGCAGUCUAUUUGUUUGAAAGAGACUGCAGUGUGCAAAGAAGGCAUCAGAAGAUCAUUGAAGAGGCGCCAGGGCCAGGAAUUAAUCCUGAAGUUCGAAAGAGACUUGGAGAAGCUGCUGUGAAAGCAGCUAAAGCAGUGAAUUACGUGGGAGCAGGAACGGUGGAAUUUAUUAUGGACUCCCAACAUAAUUUUUACUUCAUGGAGAUGAAUACCAGACUGCAAGUAGAGCACCCAGUUACCGAGAUGAUCACUGGAACAGACUUGGUGGAGUGGCAGCUUAGGGUUGCAGCAGGAGAGAAGAUUCCCCUAAUGCAGGACGAGAUUCUGCUCCGAGGCCAUGCAUUUGAAGCUAGAAUAUAUGCUGAAGACCCUAAUAAUAACUUCAUGCCAGGGGCUGGGCCGUUGUUGCACUUGUCCACCCCACCACCUGAUAGUUUCACCAGGAUAGAAACUGGAGUCAGACAAGGUGAUGAAGUUUCUGUUCAUUAUGAUCCAAUGAUUGCAAAGCUAGUUGUUUGGGCUGAGGAUCGUCAAGCAGCCCUGAGAAAGUUACGAUACAGUUUGCGUCAAUAUAAUAUUGUAGGAUUAAGCACUAAUAUUGAUUUCUUACUGAGCCUGUCGGGACACCCGCAGUUUGAGGCUGGAAACGUGCAUACUAAUUUCAUUCCUCAACACCAUGAUGAACUAUUUCCAACCAAAAAGGCAACCCCCCAUGAAGUUAUGUGUCAGGCAGCUCUAGGGCUCAUACUGAAAGAGAAAAUGCUAACAGAUGCUUUUAGAGAUCAGUCGGAUGAUAAAUUCUCGCCAUUUGCAUCCAGCACUGGUAGAAGAAUAAAUAUAUGUUAUACUAGAAAACUGUCUCUGCUGGAUGGGGAAAACAUUGUGGAUGUAGCUGUAAGUUACAAUCAAGGAGGGUCAUACAACAUGCAGAUUCAAGACAAAACGUUCCUGAUUUCUGGAGAGAUGGUCACUGAAGGUGAUGCACUUUACUUGAGGUCCUCAGUAAAUGGAACAGUGUGCAAGUCCAAAUUGGUCAUUUUGGACAACACCAUUUAUCUCUUCUUUCCGGAAGGGAGCGCUCAGGUUGGCCUCCCUGUUCCCAAGUACUUAUCUGCAGUGAGUUCGGUGGGAGUGCAAAGUGGUGCAGUAGCACCCAUGACAGGCACCAUUGAAAAGGUUUUUGUGAAAGCAGGGGAUAAGGUUCAGACUGGAGACCCUCUAAUGGUUAUGAUAGCUAUGAAAAUGGAGCACACCAUACGGGCUCCAAAGGCAGGAGUGAUAAAAAAGGUUAAUUUCCAAGAAGGUGCCCAGGCCAACAGGCACGCUCCGCUAGUUGAAUUCGUGGAUGAAGAGGCCGAGUCAAAAUAAAAUUCAAGGAAAGUGCAUUUUAUUUUUUCUACUUUGCUGAUUUUUCUCUAAGGAGAAGAUUUCUUCAUAUUUCCAGCAAACUGUUUUGUAUAACAGAUUGGGGAAUUGGUUUCCUCUGCACUUCCUGCAUAGUUUGACUGUAAAUUAUGCUGACUUUACUGAAAUUUGGAUAUCACUACACUGUAAUCGUAUAUUUAACUUGUGGACCUACGUGAUUGUUGUUCAGUGGUUACGUUUGCCUGUGAAAAGGCAUUAGACUGGAAAAAAUGUGGAACUCUCUCGGGAGGGGCGAGGUUAGUUAGGACUGUGAGUUACAGACAGCUAGGGUUCCUCUGCCUGCCUUUCAUUCACCGCUGCCUUCUUUUCUUGAGGUGUGAGAGCAUUGAUUUGAAGGAAAUCUGAAAGGUGACAGUUGUUCUGUGAAUUCAUUUCUGUGGCAAAAUUCCUGUUUGUGUCUUAUGUUUUUGCCUGAAUAGGGAAUUCAAGUUUGUUCCUUAGCCCAGGAUCCCUCUCAGUGAGUUUUGGUGCAUCUUUUUUCACAUUUACCUCAAUAAGCAGUGAAAAUUUGCAUUUCAAAAAUUAUUAUUAAAUAAUUUGAAAUAUCUGAUACAAAGCAUUUUUAAAAUACAUAUUAGCAUUUGCUACACUAAUCAAAGCUGGAACGUAACUGCUUUCCGAAAAUAUCAUUUGAUCUUUAAACAUGAAGUAGAAGCACAGAAAGAUGAUAAGCUUAUUUAAUACUUAGAAAGUGUGCCAAAAUAAAAUACUGACUUCAAAAUCCUCAUUACUUUUCCCACAUUGUUCACCUUCUAAUAUAUUACUUAUUGUUGGAAUGAAUUAUACCAAAGUCUUUAUAACAACCUGGAACAUGACUAAGAAUAACAGUCAGAUUGUUUUUGUAUUUGCGGUGUUGCAGAAGAGAAAAUCGGUAGUUCUUUGAUAUGCAAAGGAAACAUUUCUCAGACACAGCAUGCUGAUCGUUUGCCGUAAAUUCAUUUUAACUCGUUUAAAAAGUACCUCAGAGAGAAAUGAAAAGGAUAAUAUGUUUUAAUUGUUGCAAACUUACAAAUCUUUCCACCUUCUAGUUAAGGUGAAGUUCUGCCUGUCAUAGGAACUUUUGAUAUACUAAUGUAAGACAAUAGCGUGGUUUAUACUGCAGAAAGGAACAAACACAGAUGCUGCAGUGAUCGCAAACUUGUAGUUGCGUCUGUGCAAAUGGAGCCUUAUACUUACCCGAAAUCUCACGUCCCAAUCAAUACGCAAUGUCACAGGGAAUUCUCUGAUGUGAUUCUGUAACUGUGCGGCCUGGCCUGCAAUGCAGACAAAAACUGUAAAACAGUAAUGGCUCUGGAUGGUCUUGUAUAUGAAAAGCAUACAGUAACACUGUUCAAUUGUCCUUGUAAUCCAAUGGCCACCUAACAAAAUAUUACACUCCAGUGAUCAUCUUGUAGAAUACUGCCACAGUGGUUUUUAGUAACUGCCAAAUAAAAACUAAGCUUAACUUUGAAUGUUUGUUUUCAUUUUUCUCCAUUUUGUUCUUUCCUCGGUUGCUUAUGUUUAUUAUGCACUAGAGGGUUUUAGGUAUCAUCAUCUGAUACCUGACAGACCACGAUCUGCAGAUGGCAUUUAGGAGGCAGUAAUCCAAAGUCAUAAUGGGUUUCACUGCAGGUGAGUUUAGUGACUUGUUUUAUCUAAAAAUUGAAUCUACAUCUAAAAUCACGAACUCAGUCCUGAAGAGACACCGCAGUUUGGCAUUUGUUUUUUUUUCUUUCUACAUGACAUUUCUGUGUUUCCAGACCUCCUUUGCUCCACUGACUCUAGCAAAACGUUAAAACUCACAGCAUGAGGUUCUCUGUCCACUAAUUCUGUGCUGCUCCAGCCAGCGAAACAAGAGCAUGUUCCUUGGAAGCUGACAAAACGUCUCCCUUAGGAAUGAAGAGAGACAAAUAAUGUCAUCAGUUUUAAUUUCCCCUUACUUCUGAAAAUCAGCUGUUAGGUUUUUUCUCUAUAGGUUCCCACUGAGAUUGAUUUUUCCAAUAGUAAUGGUUUUGCUUAUUUCAGAAUAAAGUUUCUUGCAGAAGUCGCUGUCAGAAUUUGCACGCUUGAAAUGUUUUGAUGCAAGGUGAUUUAAUUGAACUUAGAGAUACGCAAAGAAUUAUUAAAGGUAGGUUGUUCCUGUAACCCAGAAUUUUAAUUUACAAAAUAUUCAGAAUAUUUCUGUUUAUUACAAAUAAAUCCUUGUGUUAUAAAUGUGAAUUGGUAAGAGCCAUAGGAUAGUAAUGUAGCUGUAACUAAACUGCUGUCUGUAGAACAUUUAGUGGUAGAGUAAAAAAGAAAAGACUGGUAAUAGUUUAAAAUGCAGUAUCUUAGUAUUUGAGCUAAAAGGGUAAUCUCCGCCAGUUAUCUCAAAUAGUGCUGUAGUUCUAAUACAAGAGUCAUAGAUAUAUAGAAACAAUGAAUCUGAACUGAUCCUAACUGCAGCGAUGGACGGGAUACGUAGUUCAGCCACAGUCUACGGGACAGAAGGAGGCCACUGGUGUUCCAGACCAUGGCUCCUGUGAGACAGGAUCGGAGUAACGCUCGCGCUGAGCCUGCUGGGCGGCGUGUGGCAUUGGGUAUGAAACGUCCUGCUCGGCAGCGUGAAUGUUACCAUACCAGGUGUGCCCUUCUUAAACUCAGUUCCCCACCUCUGGGAUCUCUGGCUCUUGCAGCCUUCAGCUGCUGUCAGUGGCUGUAGCUAAUGCCCAGGGAAGACGCGUGGCGUGGAGCUGGAAUUCCUGCUGAGUCAGUGAUUAGGACACAGGGAGUGGGAAGCAGGAGAGCAGGACCAUGUUUUUAUUUCGGCCACUGACUCACUGUGACUUCAGGCAAGUCACUUAGUAGAUAUUUGCCCGUGUUUCCUCCUAUUUAGUGAGGUUGGUGGUAAUCACAACACUGCAAAAAUUUUUGAUGCAGUCAUUUAUAAGUAAGUAUUUUCCAUGGUUGCUGCUAAGAUUGUAAUUUCAGAUGUAGUCUAUUUUUACUUGUUAUUUUUUUACCUUUUAUACAGGAAUUAUAUAUAGCAGUGAAUUGUAAAAAUAAAGUUUCCAAUGUGUAUUGAAUCCUUCGUUGUAAUGGUUGUACUACUCUGUUACCACAAAAUCCUAGCUUCUGUCCUUAUGAUGAUUAAAAAAUGAAUACUCGGGUCUUUUGGCAGGACCUUUAAAACUUAGUCAAUGGUAGGGGAAAAAAAAAGUUGAUCUGAGCACCCCACUCUUAUUAAAGCAACUUGUUCCUAUUUUAAAGGGCAUAUCAAGCAGUGCACUUAGCACAGGUAUAUUAAUUUCUAUUGAUUAUUCUUCUGUUCGGUCAGAUCAGGAAUUAUUUGACUAUGUUCUACCUGUCCUGUUUGUAAAAAGCCCAGCAAUGCUGCGUAGAAUGUGUUUAUUGAACUGUCAAUGGCAAUCAGUUAAGGUCUGAACUCACAGCUUUUACACAUGGUCUGUUCUCAACAGGUACUUUAACUGCUUGUGCAGUUGUGAUAGACUUUACACACAGAUGCUUCACAGAAACCCGUCCUGCUCCCUCCCAGAGAUACUGCCCUGUGCAGCCCAGCCCCUAACAGCGCCUUGGACUGGGUGUAGUAACGCGUUACCCUCUUGGGUAAUACAGGAAGGAUGAAAAACUUAUUAAAAGGUGAACACCCUUCCCUGCAACUUAUUAACAACAGGUUAAUUGGCCACGUGCCAGCGUGCAGGUUAAACUGCUUUGACACCUACAGGAGCACUCAGACUGCUUACGUCCUCUGGGCUGCUUUCAAUACAGAAAAAAUGACAUAGGCAGAUAGGCACGUUCCAGCUGUAUCAGCAGAACAGCGGGAUAGGAGCAGACCACUGGGGGCAAGGGAACUUCAUGCCUGUAGUGGCACUGAAUUUCCUUGUGUGGGAUAGUUCGUGGGACUUUGUUCUCCAAGUUACACAUACGGUCAGUGUUUGCAGGCAAAGGGCCAUAGUCAUAACCACUUUAUGGCUAUUCCAUCAGUGCAAGAUGACUUGGUCGUUUCACUUUCUAGAGCAUAAGGUAGCUGACAAAAAGAUGUGGGGGUUGGAAAGACAUUUCUAGGCCAAGCUGUUCCAGGUCAUUGUUAUCCUUCAUAAAGCUUUGGGCCUCUUCCUCAGAAAGUGCUCUAAGUGGAAGUCCUCAGCAAGGGGAUUACACUAAAUGGAUUCUGCGCUGACUUAACGUGAGUCUUGCUUCUCUAUCUGCUCAAGAAGAGAGCUGAAGUCAGUGAAAACAUCAAUGUUGUAUUCAGAACUAUGCAUGUGACACACCUGGAUUUAAAAAAAAAAUCACUGUCUGUUUCUCCUAGGGUUCCCAGGAGAUGAUAAGCCACCAUUGGCUCCCACAACAAAACAAGGCAGGCAUGCCCGCCUUACCAUCAAUUAGACAAGUCGUCAUGUUACUGUGGUCACAGUGAUUGUGCUCUAUGCAGAUUGCACAAUGAGUAUUUCCUUCUGGUCUGUAUCGCUGAAUGCAGGUGUCGUGUUUACAAAUAGCAGAGCUGUUUAUCACUGCUCUGACUGGUGUGCCAUCCUGGAUGGAGCUGUACAAAAGGUUACGUGUAACAAGCCCCAUUUAAAGAACUUACUCUGACUAUGUACAAACAGGCUUUUUGGCAGCCUCACAGUGCCUCUUGCUUUACAAAGCAUCUGGUUUUGCUCAGAAAUACUAAGGGUGAGGUUGAGACAGCACACAGGUCGCUGACGUGCAGAUCUACACCUGCAGGCGUACAGCCAGCCAGCAGGUGUACGGACAGGAGUGGAAGCGGGGCAAUCCCACAGUCCUGAAGCGAGUGCUGCGCGGGAUGUGCUGCUGCAGCCAGCCACGUACGGGGGAAAUAACCCGGUCACUCUGAUCACGCUGGCUCAGGCUGAGGUGCCAGCCCGGCCACAGUAGCCAAGAGCUCUGGGUAGGGUGACUCCAGAUUUGGCAAUUCAGACGUACCCACAGAAGCACUCUGAAGUCAAGGCAGAAGAGCAUACUGUAGCUUCCACUAAAACCAGCAAUGCUGAGGAAGCCACUCCUUUUCUCAUAUACGCUUUCACCUUAUAACUGAACUUAAACUGGAAGAAAACCAAACCAACCACAGAACAGUAGCGUGCACACUGGGAAUAGCAUUAAUCUUCAUUUCACGUAUUUUUUUAUAUUUCACUUCCAUUUCCCUAACUCAUCCAUUUUUAUCUGCCCUGCUAGGAAGCCCCUGCAGAGCAGUUAAGUAUGAUUUUCCGUACCUUUUAAGAUGGGAGUUCAUAACGUAGAGAAAUUUAGUAAGUUAGAGAGAUCAAAUCACAAGUCAGUAAAAGCUGGAAGCAGAGUCCAAAUGCCCUGACUCCCAGAAAAAAGAAAGACAGUACAGCAGGAACAACUUCUGAACAUUAAAGUACUGAGAACAACUUC
Chroicocephalus ridibundus (black-headed gull) is the source of this 7629-nucleotide messenger RNA. RefSeq names its product methylcrotonyl-CoA carboxylase subunit 1 (gene MCCC1). Gene Ontology annotation, cellular component: mitochondrion. The transcript has 20 exons. The record is from RefSeq and is a predicted model, not a curated record. Gene Ontology annotation, molecular function: ATP binding; methylcrotonoyl-CoA carboxylase activity; metal ion binding. Lineage: Eukaryota; Metazoa; Chordata; Aves; Charadriiformes; Laridae. The coding region runs from base 52 to 2193 and encodes 713 amino acids.